Molecule: messenger RNA, 1393 nt
Organism: Octopus bimaculoides (California two-spot octopus)
Lineage: Eukaryota; Metazoa; Mollusca; Cephalopoda; Octopoda; Octopodidae
Product: protein farnesyltransferase/geranylgeranyltransferase type-1 subunit alpha
Biological process (GO): protein farnesylation; protein geranylgeranylation
Cellular component (GO): CAAX-protein geranylgeranyltransferase complex; cytoplasm; protein farnesyltransferase complex
Molecular function (GO): CAAX-protein geranylgeranyltransferase activity; protein farnesyltransferase activity
Source: RefSeq, a predicted model, not a curated record
AGUUGUCUGUCCUUGCAUCAAGAAUUAGUUCCCCUUCGGUUUUUUAAAAAUGGCUGACAGUUCGUCGGACGAGGGAAACGCAACUGCAGGGAUGACUCGAUACGACGAAUUACCUGAAUGGAGCGACAUUUCACCAGUACCUCAGGACGACGGGCCAUACCCGGUUGUAAGGAUCGCAUAUACAGAUCAGUUCCAACUCGUGUUCGACUAUUUUCGAGCCAUCGUAGCCAAAGAUGAAAGAAGUGAAAGAGCACUGAAGCUGACCAAGGAUGCGAUCGAGAUGAACGCUGCCAAUUACACUGUUUGGCACCAUCGUCAAGUAAUUGUUGAGUGGCUCGAUGACCCCUCUGAAGAAUUAGCUUUUACAGCUUCCAUUCUAAGCCUGGAUGCUAAAAAUUACCAUGCCUGGCAACAUCGACAAUGGGUGCUAAGGAAGUAUUCUCUAUGGGAUCAUGAGCUGGAUUAUGUGGACAAACUCCUAAAGGAGGAUCUUCGGAACAACUCAGCAUGGAACCAACGCUAUUUUGUCAUCAACAAUACAAAAACAUUUAAUGAGAAAGUGAUUGAAGAGGAAAUACUAUAUGCAAUACAGUACAUCAGGCAAGCCCCACAUAAUGAGAGUUCUUGGAAUUAUGUUAAAGGGAUCUUAAUACCAAAUGGUUUACACAAUUAUCCCCAACUGUUGGAUUUCUGUCUGGAACUCUUAGACAACCACAUCACCUCGCCACAUCUGUUAGCGUGUUUAGUAGAUAUCUAUGAGAGCAAGUUAGAGAAAGAUACCGGAAACAAGGAGAUUUUGACGAAAGCUCUAGAAUUAUGCGAUUCUCUUGCUGUGCAGCAUGAUCCUGUCCGCCAAAAUUACUGGAACUACGUGGCCAGGUCGAUGAAACUGAGAUUUAGUGAAGACACCAAAGAUGAGAAAAUGAACGAAUCUAGCUAAUAAUAAUAAUAAUAAUGAUGACGAUGGUGAUGACGACGAUGAAGAAUUCUAAGGUUUAAUCAAAAAUUUUUCGUUCUUUUUUAAAUGAUCACUUCUAAAAAUAUUCUCCUCUCACAAAAGAACAUUUGUCGCUGAAGAGGAGGAGGUUAAAGACAUAAAAAACAACAAAGUUUUGGCUAGAAUUUUUUUUCCCUCUUUUUCUUUUGUGUCAUUCCAGCAUUCCUUCUAGACUAAAUAUUGGAUCUUCAACCUCUCUCUUUCUCUCUCUCUCUUUCUCUGUCUUGUCGGUCUCCAUACUUAAAUACAGCAGCCAAAAAUAUGUGGACUGAGGUUUUUCUGCUUUUCUUUCUUUUCUAUUUCUGCUUGAAGAUCUGAGUUUUUAUUUGUUUGUCUUGUUUUUAUUUUGUAUCUAUUUAAAAUGUUUACAGUAUUAAAAUUUUAACAGGAAGACAA